Molecule: messenger RNA, 1588 nt
Organism: Geodia barretti
Lineage: Eukaryota; Metazoa; Porifera; Demospongiae; Tetractinellida; Geodiidae
Source: the annotation of a GenBank genome assembly
CAGCACGGAUUCCACCGAUGUACACAUUCCAUGGCAGUAGUGUCAUUAGCUCUGCAGUGGUGUGUAUAAUGUUUCUGUGCCCCACCCAGUUAUUGUACACACUCACUGGGAGUGUAUAGUGACGUAGUGGACUGCAGCCUAUAAAGCAUUGCACCACGUACAGCCCACACAACUGUCAAAGUCUCUACUGCCACCGUGACAAGUUUGCUUCAAGUGGUAAUAUCAGGAGAGAGAGAGAGAGAGAGAUGGCAAGUGUUCUGGGGUUUGACUUGCAAUACCAUGGGAAGAAUGUAAUGGUGACCGGAGGAGGCAAGUCAGCUGCUAAGAUCAAAAAGGGUCAGAAGGAGGCGGUGCUGGUGUCCAGCAGAGCGAUCUACAACAACGAGCUGUUUGAGGUGGAGCUGGGCAACGAGGCGGAGAGCACCUUCAGCGGAGGAGGCGGAGGGAGUGUGCGGAGGAAGAAGACAACCCCGGGAGCAAUCAGGAUCGGAGUCACCGGACACAGGCCGGCAGAUCUGUGGCACAACUUCCCGUUGACGAUGAAGAAGAUGAACAGCGUCACCUGGAUGAUGUCCGGCCAAGACUAUCUAGAGAACGGAGAGGUCGUCACGACGUUCACCAAACACAACCUCAAGGAGCUUCAGUUUGGUGACAAAGUUGGAGUGAUGCGUUGCCCGGAGUUCGAGGGGUCGCUGGUGUUCUACAUCAACCAGGAGGUCAUCGGGAUCAUGGCCACCUCCGUACCCGACAAGGUCUUCGCCUUCGUUGAGAUGCACGACAACUGCGAGAAGAUUACAAUCACUCCAGUCCACAGCGUGUCUCAGGAGAACCUACCAGUGGAGAUCAGGGAGGUCAGAGAGAAAGAGUCGGAAAUGCGUCGACACAAGAAGACCAUCCAGGAGAAAGAGGAAGUAAUUCAAGUCCUUGAGAAGAGAAUCGACGAACUCAACACCCAGAUCAACACCAUGCAGGCCACGUCGAAACCGGGCAAGGGUAAGUCCUCGGCAUCUCCUCCGGCCCAGGUCAACGGACAGAGUGAACCAGCAGGACAGGGGGUCGAAAGCACAGACGAUGGAGGCCCGGCGGCAACUGACUCUGCCCCCUCCUCCCGCCCCCGUCGAAGUGGCUCGAAAUGCACAAUCAUGUGACAGCUGGUAUUAUCUAUCUCACUAGACCGGACACUCGCCAUUACACACUUUUAUUCACUCACACACGACUUUCAACACCCACGGAAAAGUUUCGAGAUUAUUUGUUUCCGUACAAAACUGCAAAUUUUUUUAAGCCUACUGAUAAAAUUUGGCAGUACUAGAAUAGUAUGUCUAAUUUUUAUAUCAUGUCUUGUCAAAAAUUUUAUAUCUGCGCAUCCCUCCACCCAUUUUUUUGUCACUGCUUGAGAAUGUUUGAUGUAUACUACAUUAUAUAUUUGAUAACUGACCUUGUUUUCUUUUUUAUCAUAUCAGCACCGACCAUCUCGACUGGAGUCACAAGGCUGUUACGUGAUAUUACAAACAUAUCCUCCUCUCCUUUCCCUCCCCCUCCUCCUCCUCCUCCUCCCCUCUCUGUCGUCUCUGCACUAGUCUCUGCAUAU